Molecule: messenger RNA, 1324 nt
Organism: Lacerta agilis (Sand lizard)
Lineage: Eukaryota; Metazoa; Chordata; Lepidosauria; Squamata; Lacertidae
Gene: CDC34
Product: cell division cycle 34, ubiqiutin conjugating enzyme
Exons: 5
Coding region: 102-809 (235 amino acids)
Biological process (GO): protein polyubiquitination; ubiquitin-dependent protein catabolic process
Molecular function (GO): ubiquitin conjugating enzyme activity
Source: RefSeq, a predicted model, not a curated record
UCCCUCCUUCCCUCCCCUCCCCGUCACGCUCCUCCUCUCCCCCGGCCGCGCCGAUCACGCGAGCCCCCGGCUUCACCCGAGGCCUACCCGCCCCUCCGACCAUGGCGCGGCCGUCCGUGCCCAGCUCGCAGAAGGCGCUGCUGCUGGAGCUGAAGGGGCUCCAGGAGGAGCCUGUGGAGGGUUUCCGCGUCAGCCUGGUGGACGAGGGGGACCUCUACAACUGGGAGGUGGCCAUCUUCGGGCCCCCCAACACCCACUACGAGGGAGGCUACUUCAAGGCUCGUCUCCGAUUCCCUAUCGACUACCCUUAUUCACCACCCACCUUCCGGUUCCUGACCAAAAUGUGGCAUCCAAACAUAUACGAGACCGGAGACGUUUGCAUUUCCAUUCUUCACCCUCCGGUGGAUGACCCGCAGAGUGGAGAGCUGCCUUCGGAAAGAUGGAAUCCCACUCAGAACGUGAGGACGAUUCUCCUCAGCGUGAUCUCGCUGCUCAACGAACCAAACACGUUCUCUCCGGCCAACGUCGACGCUUCCGUAAUGUACAGGAAGUGGAAGGAGAGCAAAGGCAAGGAUCAGGAGUACACGGACAUCAUCAGGAAGCAGGUCCUCGGAACCAAGGUGGACGCCGAGCGCGACCAAGUCAAGGUCCCGACGACACUGGCGGAGUAUUGCGUCAAGACCAAGACUCCCGCACCGGACGAGGGCUCGGACCUCUUCUACGACGACUACUACGAGGACGACGAGAUGGACGACGAGGUCAACAGCUGCUACGGCGACGAAGACGAUUCCGGCAACGAGGAGUCUUGACGAGGGACACCUCCCCCCCCCUCCCCGCCAUUCUCGUCAACCCCUCUUUUUUCUCCGCACCCCCUCUCUGCCCCCUUCCCCUCCACCGCUGCCUCCUGCUGCUGCUCCCAAUAGUAGCAAUAAACUAUCUGACUCUUUUACUUGAACCCAGUUCGCCACCCGGCUGAGACUCGGAAACAAAGCAAAAAAAACAAAAACAAAAAACCCUCUCUGGCCCUCAGACAUGAAACAGAAAGAAAGGAAAAACUCUACCUCAAAAGGGAGACUCUGCUUCUGCUGGAAUUGGGGGUGGGGGUGGGGGUGGGGUGGGGUUGCCUGUGUGCAGGGAGGGUUGGCAAAUCUACAAUUUGGCUUAAAAUGCUGUGUGUGGUUUUUUUGUGUGUGUCGUCGGUUUGUUUGUUUUUUAAAAGAAGAAGCUGGGAGGACAGGAGAGGGGAGAGUGUGUUCGUUCCCACCAAGCCGUGGCCUAAUCCAGCGGCAUCUUCUGCUCCCAGUUAAGAAAGACUGCAAAAAAA